This is a messenger RNA of Diabrotica virgifera virgifera (western corn rootworm), 1611 nucleotides long. Its product is annotated as platelet-activating factor acetylhydrolase. Gene Ontology annotation, molecular function: 1-alkyl-2-acetylglycerophosphocholine esterase activity. Lineage: Eukaryota; Metazoa; Arthropoda; Insecta; Coleoptera; Chrysomelidae. The record is from RefSeq and is a predicted model, not a curated record. The transcript has 7 exons. Bases 367 to 1551 code for a protein of 394 amino acids.
GUGCAAUAGUAAUAUCAAUAAUAGCAAAAAUAUGAUCACAAAGUAUUAAAUAAAUAAAGAUCAAAGUGCAUUAGUUAUCCACGCGUAUUUACCAUCUUUCAGUUACAUAAAACUGGUUUUGUAAGUUUGUAACUAUUUUCAAUACUACAGAAAAUAGAUCGCUUCCUUGAUUUUAAUUUUAAAUUAUUCAAUCCAAAAUCAGAAAACGUGAUUAUUAGCAUUUGUGACCUCAUUAUCAUACAAACAGUCGAACAAGGGAAGGUAGUUCAAAGUCAAAAACAGCUUUAUUAGAAAUAAGUUACUGAAGAGAACAGUUUUCGCGCCAAACAGUGAACUCAUGUAAUAUUAAAAGUUAAGUUAUUCAAAAUGUUUUGGUCCAACAACACUUCAAAACUCUUACCUACAGCCAGCGGGCCUUAUACUCCAGGAUGCUCAGAUGUUAUGGUUGGAUAUGGGAAAAAUGGACUAUUUUUACGAUUAUACUACCCAACUAGUAGUCCAAAAAUCGCAGAAAAAACAUCCAACCAAAGAUUUUUAUGGUUUCCAACAGAUGAUACAGAGCUAAUAGGAAUUGCAAAAGUUUUAAAAAUUCCUUAUUAUAUACUUAAGUUAGUGAUUUGGUGGAAAGUGAAUCCCACAGUACCAGUACUAUAUGGUCAGAAAGUAAGGACUGAAAAAGAUAUGAAAUGUAUAAUUAUGUCACAUGGAUUAGGUGGGGGUAGAUAUAUUUACUCAAAAAUAUGCUACGAUUUGGCAUCACAUGGUUAUUUGGUAGCUUGUAUUGAACAUAGGGACAAAUCAAGCUUUUGCACUUACUAUUACGAAAACCAAGAUAAUGCAGAAAAAGACGUAAAAACUCACAUCGAUUUCGAACACAUUCCUCUAGGAGGAAGCCAUUUCAGAGAACGACAACAACAGAUUCAACAUAGAAUGGCCGAAUGUUUACGUGCAAUAGACUUCAUUGUGCAAUUAAACAACGGCAUUGUUCCUGAGAAUGUAUUGGAUAAUGUACCGAAACGCCGAAACAAUGAGUUUAGGUUAGAAGAUUUAGUAGGUAAAAUAGACGUGAAUGAUUUAGUUAUGAUGGGUCAUUCUUUUGGUGCAGCUACGGCGCUAACGACGUUUUCAAAGUCGCCCAAUUUGAAGCAAUGUAUUGCAUUAGAUCCAUGGAUGUUUCCCAUUAAAGACGACGACUUGCACGAUAAAAUUUUCGGGAAGCCUGUACUUUUUAUAAAUACGCAAACAUUCCACAUCACCACCAACGUUAACGCAAUGGCCAAGUUUAUGGAAAAUCACAAGUUACAAAUGUAUACAAUUAGGCAAACUACACACGAAAAUCAGACUGACACCGUUCUAGUCUCUGGAUAUUGGCUAAACCUCUUUAUGAAGAAACUCGAUCCACACGAAGCCUUGAACAUCAAUAAUGCGUUAAUUUUUAUGUUCCUAAAUGAGCAUGUCGGUGUUCCAAGGAACGUCGAAACUUUUAGAAAAUACCUCGAAGUGAAAAGUGAUCUUUAUGAGAAAGGCUUAACGAAGCCUUGGCAGCAGUAGUUAUAAUAUUUUUAAUUGUUGUUAUUUAAUGUUAAUGGUUCUAAUAAAUAUUUUGGCAUA